ACGUCAAAGUCCCUUAUCGAUGAUGCAUCGCGGAGGUGCAUCGCUGAAAAAUAGAACCCCGCAGAACACUUUCUCAACGUAAACAGAUUCUAUGAGACAAGGAAAUUUAAGUUGGAAAUACCGCGACUAACUUAAUUAAUGUUAGAUUUGAAUGUUUAUACAUAGCAGCGAACGCUGGUUAUAGUGAAUGUGAUAAAGUGAUAAUAACUUCACAAAACGAAAGUGCGAUUCUUCAAAAUUUGUCAACAUAUAAAAUGGUCGAUCCAAAUUUCAUUGAAAUAAAUGAAAUCAAAGGAUUUGUUACUUUCUUGCAGAGUAUUGACUGGUAUGACCCAUGGCUUAUCGGAUUGAUAGCGUUCCAUGUCGGCAUAACGUCGACGGCAUUGCUGACUCGGAAUUGUGGCAAUUUUCAAGUCUUCCUGUUCUUCGUUUUGUUAUUGAUGGUUUAUUUUUCUGAAAGUAUCAAUGAAUACGCUUCCGUGAAUUGGAGGAUUUUUUCAAAGCAACAGUAUUUCGACGACAAAGGCCUAUUUAUAUCGAUAGUAUUUUCUGUGCCGAUUUUGCUCAAUUGCAUGCUGAUGGUGGGAAGUUGGUUGUAUCAAUCCACUCAACUGAUGGCACGUCUCAAAACGGCUCAACUGCGACAACAAAUACGCCAAUCGAAUAGUCGCCAAAGGAUAAAAGCAGACAAAGAAGAAUGAAAGAACAUUUACCGGCCCUUUUCGAUAUAAAAAGCGAACAAAAUAAACCCAAGUCGUAUAUGUUAGACUGUUUUAACACUUGAAACAAUUAGUGUAAUAUAACGUAAUAGCAAAUCAUGGACAUAGUAUCAAAUACUAGGAAUUGUAUCCAAAUUCAAUCCCAACAUCUCAUGAAUAAACCACUACUUACAUCAUCACAAAGAAAACUGGUGAUUAUGUGCCUACGAAUGUUGUGAAGUUUCAAAUUUUUGGCAUUAAGUUUCAAAGUGAGCGGAGUCAAAUUGUCAACGUGAAGCGACGGAACUAUGUGUCAUAAAGAAUAUUGCAAAAAAUGUCAUUGUGGUAGGAGAAAUAAUUUGAUGUUAAAUAUACGUUCGGCUUGCAAAUAUCUUAUUUUUUUAUGAAGAGAAAUUUGAUUUACUACCACAGACACAUUACCGCCAUUGUUCAUAAAAAAUGUAAAUCUUUAGUAGUUUAAACGGUCAUAAAAAAAGCAUUGAUCUUAAUAGAUUACAGAAUAAACACAAUAAAAAUUGUUUUGAUAUCCAUGAGAGAUUGUAGCUGAUUAUAGUUCAUCGCGAAGUAAACCAUAAAUCUGAAUGUAAAGAAUCAGAUGGAUUACAUUUAGAGGUCGUAUUUUGCAAUUUUAACAUCAGUAUCACUAGUAUGUAUACCUAGUGAAAUUCUGCCCCCGAACGCGAGUUAAGUUUUUGUCGCUUUGAUUAAUAUUCCAAACCGAUCACUUAUCAGCUAUUCAGAAUUAGACGACAAGCUUUAUAGUCUAUUCAGUUUACGAACAUUUACGAGGUAUUUGAUAAAUGACAAUAGGAAAUUAAAUUGAGUGAACUUUGACAUCAAGAAAAUCUUCAUCAUGUCAAAUACCUCGUAAUCGUUAUCGUAAUCUAAUAGGCUUUUUCCAUAUGAUAAUAAGUAACUUGAUGUUAGUGUUAUUAAAUGUCAUGGAAAAUCAUUUGUAUAAUUUACAAAAAACUUUUUUUCAGAAACUGUCAUUUGUUGUUUGUUAAACAGGACAUUGCCGGAACUUUUUAAUCUGAGAUGUGAGAACCAGAGCCAGCCAUUUAUUAUAAUAAAUAUCAUGAUAAAGAGUAACUUUAAUGCCAAUCCACAUACACUCAAACUUUUCUUUCUUCGAUAUUUAUUAUAAUAACUGGCGAUAUAUGAAUAUGCUAAUAAACUUGGAAUGGAGGGAAUCGAUUUGUGUCAAGCCGAUGUGAUAGUGUUCUACCUAUAUUAUGCUUAGAUUGCGGGCUUGAAACAUUUGGGACUCAAUUCAAUUGUCGAUCUUGUUGGCCGUAUUCUACGAGUGGACUUACGUAUGGAUGCUCUCAAUUGAAUUCAAAUGAAAACGACUAGGUUUACGUUAUUUUACUUGGAGAAUAAACCCAUCGAAAUUACAAGCUAUAACUCCGUAGUUUCAACGUAAAGUUAGCGCAAUUUUUCAAACUUCCAGCUUCAAAUAUUUUGUAAUUCGAAUAUCAAUCAUAAUAUGAUGCCGUAAUAACGAUAAAAAUACCUAAUGACGUUAUUAUUUGAGUUUAAUUGCAUAUAUAUGAAUGUGAAAAACUAUUCUAACGUAUAACAAAUUGAAACACUCAAAGCUCGUAAAACGUAGCUCGCUGAGGUUGGAGUCGGAUCAGGAUUUAAUAAUUGAAUGUACUGAUAUAUCAGCUAUAGCAGCGAUUGGAUUCACCUCAUGAAUAAUAAAAUACGGAAUUUAUGACGAAAUUGUAUCAACUCCAUAUUAAAUAAAACUUCAUGGCAGAUCUUAGGUUGGAUUUCCCAAAAGAGCAAGAGAACCACAAAAUCACAUAAUGAAUGGCUUCGAGUAUUUUAGAGAUAUCUUACGUUUGCUGCCAUGAAACUUAAUCAAUGGCCGUAAUUUUCCAAGUCAAUCAAUUAUUAAAAAUAUGCGGUAACAAUAAUCAGCACAUAUUAAGAUCGGUAUACCUCAUACUUAAUUGCUAAAAUAUUUUGUUUGUGCUUAAUGUGAUUGUUUUGAUAUUGAUAUAAUCUAAAUUGCUGUUAUCGAAUAUACAACAGACACACAGUGUGAUGUAGGUUAAUAGCAUACAGGUGACUUGAAAUAAACGCUUGGAUUUAUCACAAA
Messenger RNA from Armigeres subalbatus, 2829 nucleotides. RefSeq names its product transmembrane protein 18 (gene Tmem18). The coding region runs from base 255 to 701 and encodes 148 amino acids. The transcript has 4 exons. Lineage: Eukaryota; Metazoa; Arthropoda; Insecta; Diptera; Culicidae. The record is from RefSeq and is a predicted model, not a curated record.